AUGAUAGAUUUUUUCAUAUAUUCUAAUUAUAAUUUAUUUGCAGACGAGGAUAAUGCACAUGGUGUGCAGUUCAUAACUUUGAAAAAUACUGAAAGAUUAUUCAUUUAUCAUAAAUAUGGUGGUAAACUUGUAGAUCCUUAUCAAGUUUAUGAUGAAAUUGUCGUUUCCGAUGGUAUUAAUGGAAUAACAAGUGUGAUAACUAAAUUAAAUAGAAAAAUUUUCAUUGAAAAUGGUAAUGUUUGUGUCACAGAUGGAAUAAAUGGAAUCGAUGAAAAUAAAUUGCAACAAUUAUCAAACAAUACCUCAUAUAUUUAUACUUUACCUAUUUUUAAAAUUAUACAAAGUAUGCUUAAUGAAAUCAUUGACCAAGUGGACAUUAAAAAGGUUGUAGAUAAAGUUGAAAUUAAUAAAAAUCUUUGGAUUGAGGAUAAUGAUAUUAAUUUUAGACAUGAUUAA
This is a messenger RNA of Rhizophagus irregularis DAOM 181602=DAOM 197198, 456 nucleotides long. RefSeq lists its product as uncharacterized. Lineage: Eukaryota; Fungi; Glomeromycota; Glomeromycetes; Glomerales; Glomeraceae. The record is from RefSeq and is a predicted model, not a curated record. Gene Ontology annotation, molecular function: protein binding.